Acanthosepion pharaonis is the source of this 543-nucleotide messenger RNA. The record is from the annotation of a GenBank genome assembly. Lineage: Eukaryota; Metazoa; Mollusca; Cephalopoda; Sepiida; Sepiidae.
AUGGGAGCAAUUCCUCAUUUACCAGCUGCAUCGUUGUAUUUUGCUAUUGUAUCCGCCAAUCGGACCCGAUUAAAACUCUCUCUCUCUCUCUCUCUCUCUCGAAACCCCUCUUUCUGUUCUCUCCCUACAUCUUUCUCUGUUCCCACGAUCACUCUCUUUCUAUCUAUCUAUCUAUCUAUCUAUCUAUCUAUCUAUCUAUCUGUCUGUCUGUCAAACGGCAAACCCAAGCGGAAGGAAAAAAUAAUCUAUCUAUCUAUCUAUCUAUCUAUCUAUCUUAGUCCCUGUCUAUUCAUAUCUAUCUAUCUAUCUAUCUCACUACCUGUCUAUUCAUAUCUAUCUAUCUAUCUAUCUAUCUCACUACCUGCCUAUUCAUAUCUAUCUAUCUAUCUAUCUAUCUAUCUAUCUCACUACCUGCCUAUUCAUAUCUAUCUAUCUAUCUAUCUAUCUAUCUAUCUAUCUAUUAUUCUUUUUCAGAUGGCUUUCUAUAAUCUUCAUUUUUUCUUUCUCUUCAGACAUACAUAUAUAUUUUUCUUUCUCUCCUGA